Molecule: messenger RNA, 824 nt
Organism: Paramecium pentaurelia
Lineage: Eukaryota; Ciliophora; Oligohymenophorea; Peniculida; Parameciidae
Source: the annotation of a GenBank genome assembly
UCGUUUAAUGACAGGACCUAGUUCAGACAAUACUACCAAUAUAAUAACAUGGUUAUUAAUAUUACUUGUAGGUGCUCCAUUUAAUUUCUACAUCUCACCUCAGAUUUGGAUUGUUUUGCAUCCCUCUCUACCAAUCAUUUCAUAUGUCAUGUACUUUUCAUGUGUUCUAUUUCUAUUUUUAACUUAGUUCACUGAUCCUGUAAUAUCUACUAUCAAUAUAUAAGGGUAUUAUACCUAGGAAGGAAAUCAUAGAGAAAAUGAAAGAUGAAAAUUUAUUACAUUUUAUACCAACUGAAGAUGAUAAUGCAGAUUAUUAAGUUAAAAUAUGUGUCACUUGUAUGAUUAAAAAACCACCUCGUUCAAAUCAUUGUGCAGAAUGUGAUAAUUGUGUAGAUGUAUUUGAUCAUCAUUGUCCUUUUGUUAAUAAUUGCAUUGGAAAACGUAAUUAUGCAUAUUUCAUAUCAUUUAUAUCAACACUUACUAUGGCAGCUAUAUCUUUUGGAAUUGAAUUUUUAUCUUUUGUUAUACUAAUUGCAACAACUGAUGAAAAAGUUUAACAAAUUUUAAUCAUUGUUUUGAUGAUCCCUUUUGGAAUUUGUAUAAUUUUAAUCUUUGGUUUGCUUAUAUUUCAUAUCUUUCUCAUUAUUACCGGUAAAACUACUAAGGAACAACUCAAAAAUUUAGAAAUGAGUUCAACUAAUAGAAAAUGUCAAAGAACUAAAAGUCUAUUUAAUUGUAGAACAAUUAUUGAAAAAUAAUAAUAUGAUCAAAUUAGAUAUGAUUAAGAUUUAAUUAAAAUCAAUCCCAUUGUUGUUCCAACUUGA